Chrysochloris asiatica (Cape golden mole) is the source of this 753-nucleotide messenger RNA. It is a transcript of the gene KLK15, whose product is annotated as kallikrein-related peptidase 15. Bases 1 to 753 code for a protein of 250 amino acids. The record is from RefSeq and is a predicted model, not a curated record. Gene Ontology annotation, molecular function: serine-type endopeptidase activity. The transcript has 5 exons. NCBI's taxonomy places the organism in Eukaryota, Metazoa, Chordata, Mammalia, Afrosoricida, Chrysochloridae. Gene Ontology annotation, biological process: proteolysis.
AUGGAAUUGGUCCUGACUCCUAUGGCCCAGGAAGGUGACAAGGUCCGGAAAGGUGAGGAGUGUGCACCCCACUCUCAGCCUUGGCAGGUGGCCCUCUUUGACAAAGGGCGCUUCAACUGUGGCGCCUCCCUCAUCUCCUCACAGUGGGUACUCUCCGCAGCCCACUGCCAAAGCCGCUCCAUGCGCUUGCGCCUGGGCGAGCACAACCUGCGCAAGCGCGAUGGCCCUGAACAAUUGAGAGCUGUUUCCCGAGUCAUCCCGCAUCCAAAUUAUCAGGCUCGCAGCCACCAACACGACAUCAUGUUGUUGAAGCUGAUGCGGCCAGCACGCCUCACUAGGCAAGUGCACCCUGUGGCCUUACCAAAGCAGUGCCCCCGCCCAGGGGAUGCCUGCGUGGUGUCUGGCUGGGGCCUGGUGUCCAGCGAUGAGCCCGGGAUCACUGGGAGCCCUGAGUCACAAGUGAGUCUCCCAGAUACGUUGCAUUGUGCCAACAUCAGCAUUAUCUCCACUGCAUCUUGUAACAAGGAUUACCCUGGACGUCUGAUGAAAAACUCAAUGGUGUGUGCAGGUGUGGAGGGCGGAGGCACCGACUCCUGUGAGGGUGAUUCUGGAGGACCCCUAGUCUGUGGGGGAUUCCUGCAGGGCAUUGUGUCCUGGGGUGAUGUGCCUUGUGACACCACCAGCAAGCCCGGUGUCUAUACCAAAGCCUGCAACUACCUGGAGUGGAUCAGAGAAACCAUGAGAAGAAACUGA